AUGCUUUGGAAGCUGGUGGCCGGCUGAGAGUUGUUAGCUGUCACCGAAGCCACAGGUUGAUCACUUCCUGGAAACUUGUCUGCUGACAUCUGGCAACUUCCCCCCCCCCUCGCAUGGAGUAGCCGUGAUUUCACGUUCUGCUUUUUUUAAUGCCAAAGUCUGGAGAUCUGAUCCUGGUCGAUGUAUAUAGCACUUACCUCAACUCCACCAGAAAUGAAUGCCAACAGCAUGCCUAAACAAGUGGAGGUGAGGAUGCAUGAGAGUCACCUGGAGCCCAUCGAGGCCAGGCCCCAGUCCAAAUGUGCCCAACUCUGUUCAAAGAUGUUCAAGAACCUUCUGCUCACACUUACUGUCCUUGGUGUGAUCUUGGGAGCUGUAGCAGGGAUGUUGCUUCGCGUCGCCUCCCCGAUCCACCCAGAUAUUGUCAUGGUGAUCGCUUUUCCUGGAGAUAUUCUGAUGAGGAUGCUGAAGAUGUUGAUCCUACCACUUAUUAUCUCCAGUUUAAUCACAGGUCUUUCUGGUUUGGAUGCCAAAUCUAGUGGUCGCCUGGGCACCAGAGCUAUGGUUUAUUACAUGUCCACCACCAUUAUUGCUGCUGUCCUGGGAGUCAUACUUGUCUUAGUCAUCCACCCUGGGAACCCAAAACUGAAGGAAAACCUGGGUGAGGGUGAGAAAAAUGAAGACGUCUCCAGCUUGGAUGCUUUCUUUGAUCUCAUCAGGAAUUUGUUUCCAGAGAACCUUGUGCAGGCUUGUUUCCAGCAGAUCCAAACUGUCACAAAGAAAGUAGAAGUGGUUGCUACAGAAGAAAUCAAUGUCACUACCAUGGACGGCUUGGUGGCUAAUGUCACUAAGGAGCCUGAGUUCAUCAUCAAAAAGUCUUUGCAGUUCAAAAGUGGCAUGAAUGUUCUAGGUGUGAUUGGUUUCUUUAUUGCAUUUGGCAUCUGCAUGGGGAAGAUGGGAGAAAGAGCCAGACUCAUGAUUGAAUUCUUCAACAUCCUCAAUGAGAUUGUGAUGAAACUUGUCAUCAUGAUCAUGUGGUAUUCCCCCUUUGGUAUUGCUUGCCUGAUCUGUGGAAAGAUCAUCUCCAUCAAGGACCUGGAAGUGGUGGCCAGGCAGCUGGGCAUGUACAUGGUAACAGUUAUUGUUGGACUUAUUAUCCACGGAGCAAUCUUUCUGCCCAGUAUCUACUUUGUUAUCACUAGGAAAAACCCCUUUAGCUUCUUCUUGGGAAUCUUCCAAGCCUGGAUCACUGCCUUGGGGACAGCUUCCAGUGCUGGUACACUGCCUGUCACCUUCCGCUGUCUGGAGGAGAACUUGGGUAUCGACAAAAGAGUCACUCGUUUUGUGCUUCCAGUUGGUGCCACUAUCAACAUGGAUGGAACUGCUUUGUACGAGGCAGUUGCAGCCAUCUUCAUUGCCCAAAUGAAUGGCGUCAACCUCGACCCGGGUCAGAUUGUCACUGUCAGUCUGACAGCCACUCUGGCUAGUAUUGGAGCAGCCAGUAUUCCCAGUGCUGGACUGGUGACAAUGCUUUUGAUCCUGACUGCUGUGGGCCUGCCAACCCAAGACAUCAGUCUCCUGGUUGCUGUCGACUGGCUGCUGGACCGAUUCAGAACUUCAGUGAACGUGGUGGGUGACUCCUACGGUGCAGGCAUCGUGUACCACAUGUCCAAGGCAGAACUCGACGAACUCGACGCACACAUGGCCAAGUCUGACGACAUUGAAAUGAUGAUGAAAACCCACUCUUACUACGACGACAUGAAGAACCACCAUGAAAACAAUUCCAACCAGUAACCUCAGCCACGAAACGGCUCUGCUGCGGAGUGUACACUUCUUGAGGAGGAACCUUGGAACGUGAAUAACGGCAGCACAGUGAUCCCUGCUCCUGGGCUCCACAAGCUUUCCGAUCUGGUGAAAAACGAGCGAAUGAAAACACAUGAACAGAACUACUAAUUGUUUUUUAUGUAGUUUAGUUUUUUUUUUUAUUAUUCUCUUUAAAGGACUGACUGAUAAACAAAUACUAAUUCACUUAACUGUGAAGUGAAUACAAAGGUACUCAUGACGUGUUAGAGCACAAUCAUGUCCUGUAUAGCAGAUACUUGCACAACAUACUUUGAGGCUUGGAGAGGGAAGGAACAGAAAACCUUACAUUAUCUUACACUUGUUAGCAAUACACUCUGAGUGAGGCUGAUGUUUGAUUUAAAGGGGUCAUAUUGUGCAAAA
Molecule: messenger RNA, 2223 nt
Organism: Thalassophryne amazonica
Lineage: Eukaryota; Metazoa; Chordata; Actinopteri; Batrachoidiformes; Batrachoididae
Product: excitatory amino acid transporter 2-like
Exons: 11
Coding region: 181-1794 (537 amino acids)
Biological process (GO): L-glutamate transmembrane transport
Cellular component (GO): plasma membrane
Molecular function (GO): neutral L-amino acid transmembrane transporter activity; L-glutamate transmembrane transporter activity; glutamate:sodium symporter activity
Source: RefSeq, a predicted model, not a curated record